This is a messenger RNA of Trichobilharzia szidati, 885 nucleotides long. The record is from the annotation of a GenBank genome assembly. Lineage: Eukaryota; Metazoa; Platyhelminthes; Trematoda; Strigeidida; Schistosomatidae.
AUGAAAGUUUCAGUAGCUUUAAAUCUCGUUAACAGAGUUAGACACACUAUAAAAGAUGAUGAUGAUGAUGAUGAUGAUGAUGAUGAUGAUGAUGAUGAUGAUGAUGAUGAUGAUGAUGAUGAUGAUGAUGAUGAUGAUGAUGAUGAUGAUGAUGAUGAUGAUGAUGAUGAUGAUGAUGAUGAUGAUGAUGAUGAUGAUGAGGAUGAUGAUGAUGAUGAUGAUGAUGAUGAUGAUGAUGAUGAUGAUGAUGAUGAUGAUGAUGAUGAUGAUGAUGAUGAUGAUGAUGAUGAUGAUGAUGAUGAUGAUGAUGAUGAUGAUGAUGAUGAUGAUGAUGAUGAUGAUGAUGAUGAUGAUGAUGAUGAUGAUGAUGAUGAUGAUGAUGAUGAUGAUGAUGAUGAUGAUGAUGAUGAUGAUGAUGAUGAUGAUGAUGAUGAUGAUGAUGAUGAUGAUGAUGAUGAUGAUGAUGAUGAUGAUGAUGAUGAUGAUGAUGAUGAUGAUGAUGAUGAUGAUGAUGAUGAUGAUGAUGAUGAUGAUGAUGAUGAUGAUGAUGAUGAUGAUGAUGAUGAUGAUGAUGAUGAUGAUGAUGAUGAUGAUGAUGAUGAUGAUGAUGAUGAUGAUGAUGAUGAUGAUGAUGAUGAUGAUGAUGAUGAUGAUGAUGAUGAUGAUGAUGAUGAUGAUGAUGAUGAUGAUGAUGAUGAUGAUGAUGAUGAUGAUGAUGAUGAUGAUGAUGAUGAUGAUGAUGAUGAUGAUGAUGAUGAUGAUGAUGAUGAUGAUGAUGAUGAUGAUGAUGAUGAUGAUGAUGAUGAUGAUGAUGAUGAUGAUGAUGAUGAUGAUGAUGAUGAUGAUGAUGAUGAUGAUGAUGAUGAUGAUGAUGAUGAUGAUGAU